GGCGGCUCUCCGGUGUCUCGCGCGUGGACAAACAGCGGCGGUCAUUUCCCGGCAGUGAGGGAGGAGAAGACAGGCACCGCGCUCCGGUCCGGAUUAACCGGCUCUCUGAUUUCUGUGCGCGCGGUCAGUUUGACUGGUGUCUUGGCCGAAGCUCGCGCCCGCGUGUCGCUGCGCUGCUGCACGCUCUCGGUGUAACGGACCGGCUGUGCGCGCGCUUUACCGGCUCUGCGAAAGAAGCCAUAUCUGGGCAAAGUAUUCACCAGCGCUAUAUAUAGAUAACACCGGAGAGCGGGACUGUGCGGUUCUGAGGGGGAAGUUGUUUUUUUUUCAUCCUGGUGCGUGCUUCCUCCUCCUCCUCCUCCUCCUCUACCCAUCCCCCACUCAUCCUCUACCCGUUCUCCACCCAUCCUUCAUCUGUCCUCCACCUGUCCUCCACCAUGUCGUACCGUAAGGAGAUGGAGAAAUACCGGGACGUGGAUGAGGACGAGCUCCUGCAGAAGCUCAGUGAGGAAGAGCUCAGGAGACUCGAAGAUGAACUCGAAGAGCUCGACCCUGACAAUGCUCUGUUACCAGCGGGUAUGAGACAGAGAGAUCAGACGAAAAAAGCUCCGACCGGAACGUUCCACAGAGACAACCUGCUGGCUCACCUGGAGAAACAGGCCAAGGAGCAUCCGGAUCGAGACGACCUGGUGCCGUAUACUGGAGAGAAGAGAGGGAAGCCGUGGGUACCCAAGACGAAGGUUAUCGACCCAAUUCUGGAAAACGUCACACUGGAGCCAGAGCUGGAGGAAGCUUUAUCUAACGCUACAGAUGCAGAACUGUGUGAUAUCGCAGCUAUCCUGGGCAUGCACACUUUGAUGAGUAAUCAGCAGUAUUAUGAAGCUUUGGCCAGCAGCACCAUCGUCAACAAACAGGGUUUAAACAGUGUGAUCCAGUGCGCGCAGUAUAAGCAAAUUCCCGAUGAGCAUCCCAACGACACUGAUGUGGAACAGACACUAAUGAAGAUUAAACACAAUGAUCCUGAACUCGUGGAGGUCAACCUGAACAACAUCAAGAAUAUUCCCAUCACCACUCUGAAAGCAUAUGCUGAGACGCUAAAAGAAAACACAGUAGUGGAACGACUGAGCAUCGUAGGAACACGGAGCAAUGAUCCUGUAGCCUACGCAUUUGCCGACAUGCUGCGAGUAAACACCACACUGAAGUGUUUGAACGUCGAGUCGAACUUCAUCACGGGAAACGGAGUCCUCGCUCUGGUGGAGUCGCUGCAGUAUAACACAACACUGCAGGAGCUCAAAAUCGACAACCAGAGUCAACCCCUGGGUAAUAAGGUGGAGAUGGAGAUUGCCAGCAUGUUGGAGAAAAACAGCACGCUGCUAAAAUUCGGAUAUCAUUUCACACAGCAGGGACCUCGCUUACGCUGCUCUAACGCUAUGAUGAACAACAAUGACCUGGUGCGUGUAGUUCGCUCAGAUUCAGACGGAGCCAUCACCUUCACUCUGUCCGUCCCCGAGCUGGAGCGAGCCUUCUGUAAAAAAUUCAAGUUCUCCGCGAAACCCAAGUAAACUAAGAAAGAAAAGGCGUGAAAGUGGCCCAAUUUUCCCCAAGUGUCGGACAGACGUGUAACAGCGGCCAUGACUGCGCCCCCUGGUGGCCUGGAGGUCUGCAGCUGGCCGCAUUCUUUCUUUCCCUCUCUGAUUGUAAUACUACUGUACGUAGUACACACACACACACACACACACACACACACACACUUUGACGCCUUUGAAGACUUCUGAAGACUAACUGUAGAAAGUACUGAAUGAAAUGUCAUAGACUUUGUGAGUGUAUUUAAGAUGGAAGUUGUGUUCACAGGAAGUGAUGAUCUGCAGUGUAUCGAUCACAGGGAUGUUGUCACCAAGCAAUAAUUCUUUAUAAAUCUCAGAUUGUUGAGUUGUGUUUUAAUUGCCUAAUAAAAUAAUUAUGCUUUA
Messenger RNA from Ictalurus punctatus (channel catfish), 1967 nucleotides. It is a transcript of the gene tmod1, whose product is annotated as tropomodulin 1. Gene Ontology annotation, biological process: muscle contraction; myofibril assembly; pointed-end actin filament capping. Gene Ontology annotation, molecular function: tropomyosin binding. Bases 438 to 1562 code for a protein of 374 amino acids. The transcript is spliced from 11 exons. The record is from RefSeq and is a predicted model, not a curated record. Gene Ontology annotation, cellular component: striated muscle thin filament; myofibril. Lineage: Eukaryota; Metazoa; Chordata; Actinopteri; Siluriformes; Ictaluridae.